CAAAUAUUUACAAAAUUGUGAGGGGUGUACUCACUUUUGUGAGAUACUAUAUAUUGGAUCUCCACCAAUACUGUCUUCACUUUUCUAGUGACACAGGACUUCGUUAGAAAUCCACAUUAGGCAAGUAAAAUGAUCAGACCUGAUUGUGUGUGUUUAACAAGCAACUGGGUGAUCAAAUGUUCAAUAAGUAGGUGUGAGACUUUGCCUCACACCAUCAACAGGCAGAGGGUCUGUAGCUGAGUCUCUAGUCAGGUAAACUUACACAAGAAACAGCUUAUACCUUAGAAACAUUUCAUAACAUAAAUAAUGGAAGGUGUGCCAGAAAACAAACGCACACACAAGACCGAAGAAUUACAGUGUGUGCGUGCGAAGCAAAAACAGGGUGGAGACUAACAUGGUAAUCAAAGAUAGGGAUGUAGUGGGAGUGACUUAAUACAAUACUGUACAACUGUGAUUGCAAAUUAAACAGAGAGAAAUAUAGUUCCGAAGGAAUGGUUGUCAGAUUUAAAAAAAUACAAUAAGAAAAUAUAAAGAUAGUGAAUACAGAUAAAUGCAAGGAGGUAGGAUCUAGAAGAGAAAAAAUUGAAUAGGCAGAGACAAUACUGAGAAGUGAGAAGAGUUGAUUAAAAGGACGCUAAGGAAUUCAACAUGGAAAAUGAGAGGAUUCAGACAGAGCUUCCUACUCGACCACUGCUGUUUGACUUCCACGGAGUCUCCAUGACCCACCAUUUUACUGAUAACUGGGAGAAAGUUCAGAGCUUCCAGGCCAGGCCAGAUGAUAUCCUCAUUGCCACUUAUCCUAAAGCAGGUACCACAUGGAUCUCCUACAUCCUGGACCUUCUAUAUUUUGGUCAGUCAGCUCCAGAGCGCCAGACCUCACUGCCCAUCUUUAUGAGAGUGCCUUUCCUGGAAAGUGACUUCCGUGUUCUCCCUCCAGGAACAGAGGUAGCAGACAAAUUACCCACCUCUCCUCGCCUCAUCAAGACUCACCUCCCUGUCCAGUUGGUGCCCAAGUCCUUCUGGGAGCAGAACUGCAGGGUGGUGUAUGUUGCUCGUAAUGCCAAGGACAAUGUAGUGUCUUAUUUCCACUUUGACCGUAUGAACAUGGUCGAACCAGAGCCAGGAGACUGUAACAACUUCUUACAGAGAUUCAUGGAUGGAAAGAUGGUGUUUGGACCCUGGUAUGACCAUGUGACCAGCUGGUGGGAGAAGAAACAGACUCACUCUAAAAUCCACUACAUGUUUUAUGAAGACAUGAUAGAGGAUAUGGGACGGGAGCUGGACGGACUAUGCUCCUUCCUGGGUUUGUCUCCUUCAGAGGAGGAGAAGGAGAGAGUGAUUAGAGGUUCUCAGUUUGACAACAUGAAAAACAAUAACAUGGCAAACUAUUCCAGCAUCCCAGUCAUGGACUUCAAGAUCUCUCCCUUCAUGAGAAAAGGAAAGGUUGGUGAUUGGAAGAACCAUUUCACUGUGGCCCAGAAUGAACAGUUUGAUGAAGAAUAUCAGGCAAAGAUGAAAAACACCAACUUACAGUUUCGCACAGCUGUCUAGAGGUUGUGGUCAGGUUGUGGUCAGGUUAAAGGCUGACCAUAACCUCUGCAAGCUAUUCUCAGGGGUCAUGCUGUUUGAUGACACCAGCACAUUUCUAUGAUUUCAGCUGACUGUGAAUUCUAUUGUUUGUUUUUUUAUUAUCUGAAAAGUGAAAAUGGAUCGAAUUGCCGAUAUGUGAUUUCCCCCCCAAACAUCACAGAUGUACGCAGUUAAAAACUGAAACUUUGAAACGAUGUAAAUUUUAAAUGUUUACAAAUAAAAAAAAUACUGAGGUUCACGUACUUACGAGUGUAAACGCUUGGAAAUUAUUAUUCAAACUAAGAUUAGCCUAUCGAACGUUUCAUUCUCGAUCUCGUAAUGUAAAUAAGCCGGUGUUUGCACAUGCAG
Molecule: messenger RNA, 1938 nt
Organism: Esox lucius (northern pike)
Lineage: Eukaryota; Metazoa; Chordata; Actinopteri; Esociformes; Esocidae
Product: cytosolic sulfotransferase 1
Exons: 8
Coding region: 649-1551 (300 amino acids)
Biological process (GO): sulfation
Cellular component (GO): cytoplasm
Molecular function (GO): sulfotransferase activity
Source: RefSeq, a predicted model, not a curated record